Messenger RNA from Trichomycterus rosablanca, 1997 nucleotides. RefSeq names its product protein kinase domain containing, cytoplasmic b (gene pkdccb). The transcript has 7 exons. Bases 1 to 1428 code for a protein of 475 amino acids. Gene Ontology annotation, molecular function: non-membrane spanning protein tyrosine kinase activity; ATP binding. Gene Ontology annotation, cellular component: extracellular region. The record is from RefSeq and is a predicted model, not a curated record. Lineage: Eukaryota; Metazoa; Chordata; Actinopteri; Siluriformes; Trichomycteridae. Gene Ontology annotation, biological process: peptidyl-tyrosine phosphorylation; skeletal system development.
AUGGCUUCCACUACUAAACACUUUCUCACUGUUUUCUGUCUCGCUUGCACUAUAAUUAGUUUAACAGUAGUUUUAAAGAAAUGGCACUUUAGUCUGCGGGGAAGUUUUGCUGAUCCUGAUGUGAACACGGAUUUAACUCCAGAGCGCAUUACAUUACUGCAACAGAUUCAAGACAGACAGCAAGAAAUCGCUGCUUUCUACGAUCCAUCUCAUGGACAUCCAUUAUCAGCAACAGAAAACACAUCUACUGCUGAUAAUCCAGAACUGGAUCAUGAGAGGAAUAUAACUUUGGAGGAUUCAGGUCUUCUUGGAUCUAAUAUUGGAUGCAGUGAACUGAGUGGAAUGACAGUUGUGGAUUUUCUAGGUGCUGGUUACACUAAAACCGUGCUGAAAGUGCUUUUAUCUCAUGGCAUGGAAGUGGCAUUAAAAACGGUGAACGAUCAGGGCACAGAUAUGAGAUCAUGCAUGGAGGAUUUCAGAGAUCAGCAGGGCUGCCAAGACCUUGUGUCAUUUAAACUGAGGAAGGAGAUCAUUUUACUCCAGAGGCUCCAGCACCCCAAUAUUGUAAAGCUGAAAGGUCAGUGCCAGGACAGUGCCCUGGUGGGUGGCAUUACAGCAGUGUUGGAGCAGGGGACCCCAGUGCAGAUGAUUCAGCUCCUGCAGAGCCCCUGGGAAGAGCGCUUUAGGGUCUGUCUUGGCCUAGUCAGGCUACUUCACUAUCUAUCACUUACUCCUCUGGGCUCUGUCGGCCUGCUGGACUUCCAACCUCGUCAGUUUGUUAUGGUGUCCGGCGAACUCAAGCUGACCGAUCUGGAUGACGCCAUAGUCACAGAGUCUAAAUGUCAGACGAACUCGGACUGCCUGCUACAGUUCCCUCUGCGUAACUUCACCUUUCCGUGCUUGGCCAGCGAAGUGUGCCAGGGCCUCAAUGAGAUGAGGAACCUCUACAAUGCCUACAGAUAUUUCUUCAUCUAUCUGCUGCCUCAUCAGGCCCCGAUAGCACUAAAGCCCAUCGUGGAUGAGAUCAUGAAUACAACAGGGGAGCUGAAACACGGUGUUAACAAAACACUGCAGGUCUUUGAAGAAGUCUUGCAUUUAUACAAAUCUGGCCUGUAUCUACAGAACACGCCUUCAGCUGUUAUUAAAGAUUAUGCUGUACUGAAAACAAUGGCUACAGCUGGAAAUGUGGAAUACAAAUGCUGGCUGUCCUACAACCAGGGAGGCUGUGUGCUUUCUGUGCACAAUGCUGCCGAGGCUGCUUUCAUCUGUAACGCUCACCCACAAUGCACCAGCUUCUCCAUCACUGAGCAAAGAACAUGGACAGGUCGUCUUCUCGCCUCGUUUAGAAGUGGUUUCAGUCAUCUCGUUCCAGAUGUGAGUUCCACAGUAUAUGUGAGGAGGGCCAAAACCUCAGCAGCUCCGCUUUGAGGAGAAAAGAACGAGACGGGACGAGACGAGAAAUGCUGGAGGAGAGAGCGAGUCUAAAUGAAUGAAUGUGAUGUAUUUAUAGGCAUCGUGCUCAGAAGGCCGUUUGAUCUGCCUGCCAACACUGCACGCUGCCAAGAGGCGUUUAAAAAGGAUUUCCCUUCAGGUAUAAUUACCUCCCCCUACACGAAAAAUACACCCAGCUCUCUGUUUUCCCUCUUUGCUGGUGUGUUUGUAUGGCACAGUCCAAUGAAAGGAUAUUGAGCCUAUUCUAUACAAGCUCUUACACACACUUACUUUGAUGUUAAUGGAGCCAGCAGUUGUGUGGUGUUGCGCUGUGUGCUGGCAUGCACUGAACGCAGUGUUCCAAAAGGCCAAAGGGAACUACGACUGCAGCUGUGCAGGAACUGAGCUCCAGUCCUCUAACUGCAAAGUGAUUUAAAAUCCCACACAUGACAUCUUUUAUCCAGUUUAUUUCAUAAUAGCUGACAGUUUCAUCCAAUGGAUGUGAUGCAUUUGUUCUUUCAGAGAAAGAGUUAUUUUUAAUAUUGUUUGUUGCAAUUUGUUUGUUU